Mytilinidion resinicola is the source of this 497-nucleotide messenger RNA. RefSeq lists its product as uncharacterized. The transcript has 2 exons. Lineage: Eukaryota; Fungi; Ascomycota; Dothideomycetes; Mytilinidiales; Mytilinidiaceae. The record is from RefSeq and is a predicted model, not a curated record. Bases 82 to 381 code for a protein of 99 amino acids.
AGCCCGACAAGCAGCCUGUACGAGGCGGUGCUACGAACCUGCUCCUACAUUGUAGUGAGCAGAGCAGAUGCUUGAGGCGCGAUGGAGCUGGUGAUGGCGUUGUGGCCGUUCGAAGGCCUCCAACCGGACGACGACAACAACGAACCGCGUCACCAGAACAGAGGAACAACCAUCAAAAUGGGUAUGAAAACCAUCCGACGUAUGUCUACUUGUGUAGGAAGCAAGCCGAACGUGGAGUCGAUGCCUAGGCGUACGACAGGACACCUCUGGGGUGGCGAUUGCCUACAGCGUCACCAGAGUCAUUGGCGGUCAAUUGGAGGACCUCAAACAGCGUGGUGCUCGCAGCCUUUGCCUAGGGGACAGCAUUCUCAUGGCGGUUAAGUGGAGGACCUCAAACAGCGUGGUGCUCGCAGCCAUCGACAACGCAAUGCCUGUAGGCGCCCAUCAGCACGCGAGGAAGCCCGAAGCUCCUGAAGGGAGAUGGUCACAGCCAGCAU